This is a messenger RNA of Girardinichthys multiradiatus, 9396 nucleotides long. RefSeq names its product ecotropic viral integration site 5 like (gene evi5l). Bases 530 to 3094 code for a protein of 854 amino acids. The record is from RefSeq and is a predicted model, not a curated record. Lineage: Eukaryota; Metazoa; Chordata; Actinopteri; Cyprinodontiformes; Goodeidae. The transcript has 20 exons.
UGCCAGCCAUUCUGUGUGAAUCACUCUGUGAUUGAUGCUGGCCGGUUAUAACCACAUCCCUGUUGAGCCGUUGGGUAGAUCACACGGCUGUCAUGCUUAUUUUAAAGGAGACCAGUGGAAACAUUCCUCCCAUCUAACGGGGCUCAGACUACCCUGCCUGUGUCGCGUGCAUGGUGCUCUCGCGACCAGCUGUGCGAAGCGGUGCUGCCUCGCGAGUGAGCGAAGGCAGGAGGAUGGCACUACGUUGGACCGUCGGUCUGUGGUUGUCCUCGGCCAUCUAUUAAGGGCUUAAUUAGUUCGCAACAAACGUUCACGGCCGACUGGGGAGGAAGCGACGAUAAGGGCACCCCCUGUGGUUAUGGAAACCGAAUCCAGGCUUAAGGGUUUCUGAUCAGAUUGGCUCCAAGGCACACCAGCUGCACAGUCAGGUGACAACCAGGUCCAGUGAGGAGGGAGACCAGUACUGAGUCUUAGAGACCCUCUUACCAUACCUACACUGUGUCAUCCCUUUCACACCAUCCUCAGCACCAUGUCAAUCCCCAGCAGCAGCCCAGAAAGGGAGAGCUCUGCUGGAGUUCAGCUCGAGUGCCCCUCUUCUCCUCCUGGCAUGGACGCAGACCCUCCAUCAACAGGCAGCCCAGUGCUUAGUCCAGACUCUUCCUCCCAUGAUGCAGUGCUGUCAGCACCAGCAGCCUCUCCAGCAGACUCUGAGAAUCUGAGUCCAGAUGAACUUGAGCUGCUGGCCAAACUGGAGGAGCAGAACAGGUUGUUGGAGGCUGAUUCCAAGUCAAUGCGAUCUAUGAGCGGCUCACGACGCAACAGCGGCUCCUCAUUGGUGUCCAGUUCCUCUGCCUCAUCCAACUUGUCACACUUUGAGGAAGAUACCUGGAUUUUAUGGGGUCGUAUUGUUAAUGAGUGGGAGGAGUGGAGACGCAAAAAGGACAAACUUCUGAAGGAGUUGAUAAGGAAAGGUAUCCCCCAUCAUUUUCGUGCCAUUGUGUGGCAGCUUCUGGGCAACGCCACUGACAUGCCCGUGAAGAACCAGUACUCUGAGUUGCUGAAGAUGUCGUCUCCUUGCGAAAAGCUAAUCCGUAGGGACAUCGCCCGCACCUACCCGGAGCACGAGUUCUUCAAAGGCCAAGACAGCCUGGGGCAGGAAGUCCUCUUCAAUGUCAUGAAGGCAUAUUCCCUUGUAGAUCGAGAGGUGGGUUACUGCCAGGGCAGUGCAUUCAUCGUUGGCUUGCUUCUAAUGCAGAUGCCAGAGGAAGAGGCUUUUUGUGUGUUUGUGCGUCUGAUGCAGGAGUACCGUCUGAGGGAACUGUUCAAACCCAGCAUGGCAGAGCUUGGCCUCUGCAUCUACCAGUUUGAAUAUCUGCUGCAGGAGCAACUUCCAGAGCUGAACAUCCAUUUCCGCUCCCAGAGUUUCCACACGUCCAUGUACGCCUCUUCCUGGUUCCUCACCCUAUUUCUCACCUUCCUCCCUUUACCUGUCGCCACGCGCAUCUUUGAUAUAUUUAUGUAUGAGGGCCUAGAGAUUAUCUUCCGUGUAGGUCUGGCCAUCCUACAGUACAACCAAACUGACCUCAUUCAGCUCGACAUGGAGGGAAUGUCACAGCAUUUCCAGAAGGUGAUCCCCCACCAGUUUGACAGCUGCCCUGACAAACUGAUCCUCAGGGCCUAUCAGGUCAAAUACAACCCCAAGAGGAUGAAGAAACUUGAGAAAGAAUACACCACAAUUAAAAAUAAAGAAAUGGAGGAGCAGAUUGAGAUUAAGAGAUUACGCACAGAAAACAGGCUGCUCAAGCAGAGGAUUGAAACACUGGAGAAGGAGAGUGCCGCUCUGGCAGACAGACUGAUACAGGGUCAGGUGACUCGAGCACAGGAAGCAGAGGAGAACUAUGUUAUCAAACGGGAGCUGGCGGUAGUGAGACAGCAGUGCAACGCAGCCAGCGAGAACCUUGAGAAAGCCCAGGAUACCAUCAGGGAGCUGCAACAGCAGAGGUACACAGAGCAGUUUGUGACCAAUCUGCAGACGCAACUCGAGCAGUCCCGACUGCGUGAGGCCGAAUUGCUCGGGGCACUGAAAGAAAUGCAAGACAAGGUGCUGGAUCUAGAGAAGAGGAGCAGCUGCCUGCCUGAUGAGAACAACAUGGCCGCUCUGCAGGAAGAGGUGAAGCAGAUGAAGCUGAGGGAGCUGGAGAUGCUGCGCUCUUUCAGAGAGAUGCAGGACACUGUCACCGAUCUCAACCAGCGGUGGCAGCAUCACAUGUCGCGUGGCAGCAGUACUGGCAGCGGCGGAGGCCACUGGAAGGAAUCCCCGAAGAAGAACGCAAUGAACGAAUUGCAGGACAAGCUGAUGACGGUCCGACUGAGGGAGGCACAGGCCCAGGCUGAGCUCAGAGAGGUCAAGCUCAAAGCCCUGCAGCUGGAGAGCCAGAACCAGAUCCACAGUAAACUGAUUGGUCGUCAUGAGCAGGAACGGUCCGCCCUGCAAGAUCGGCUCCAGAUGUUAGCCAAUCAGAAUAAGGCUCUGCAGGCCCAGCUCAAUGAGAUGAAAAGGAAGCAGGCAGAGUUGGACUGCAAGAGUAAAGAGGAGGUGAUGGCAGUGCGACUAAGGGAGGCAGACAGCAUGGCUGUCAUGGCUGAAUUCAGACAGAAGAUCGCUGAACUUGAGAUUCAGAAAGAAGAAGGGCUGAUCAAAGGCCAGCUGAACCAUUCGGACUCAAGGCAGUACAUCACCCAGCUCCGGGACCAGAUUGCUGAGCUUAAGAACGAGAUCAGGCAGCUACGAGGGCAGAAGGCAGCUCCUAGCUCCAGGAUCAGCUGUGGAGGAGGAAGCACCAACUACCAGGACCUGUGCUUGGCCAGCCCCGCCUCUGCUGAGGGAGACUACCUUAGCUCAGAUGAAGACCUCCUCAACAGCCCGCUACCCGCCACCAGCCUGUACCCCACACUGUCCGACCCGUGUCACUCAUCUCCCCGGCUCGACAGUGAAGGCAGCACGGACAGCGAGGCAGAGGAGCGGGUAGAGACACAUCCUGACCCACAGCAGCUAUAUGGCAACCUGGUGUGUGCUGAUGUGCUGGAUAAUUGAGACCUGGAAAGGGUUUACUCAUUCCUUUGCAUUUUUCCACCCUAAGGAGACUCUAGGAACAACUGCUAGUUGAUUGUAUUAAUCAAUCAAAUCCUCUUUGGCUUUUCCAGUGUUUACCUUUUAUGUGAUGCAGACAUGGUGGCGCUGAAUGGCUCCCUUCUGUUCAUCUCCUGUUCUCUCUAGUCCAGACUAUCCCAACUUCACAACAAAGUGUUAUCCAUUGUUCCUUCAAGAAGCAGCAUUAUUUGUGUGCCAGACAGAAUCAAACUCAUAUCCUUCAAAGCAUUAUCACAUGACAUACAUACAGAGAAAAUAAACUGAAUCACAACUGUUGCUGCUCGCUGUUCAAGAUCUGUGACAAGGAGAGAAACACAGUUCCUAAGUCUCUAUGAAUGGAGUUUUACAGCCAUGACACAUUGUACACCCUGUCUAUCUUUACAAAAUCUACAUAAUAUCUUGGUACUCACUUUUCUCCUGUGGAAAACGUCUCUCAGCCAUCUGUUCCCCUGUGUAGACAAUGACUUAACAAGAUGAAGCUUGCAGAAAUGAGGAGUACAUUAGAGGAACAGACACAACCCGUAAGGUUAUGCAACAAGAUGGUUUUCUCAAAUAAUUCAUAUUGAAUACUUGUCUUGUCAGUGUGUAGCUUGCAGUUGUCAAGAAGCAAGCAUGUUAAUACAACAGUUCAUGUUUAAACAUAUUCAAAAUAGCCCGCAGAAAAGGUAGAAAGUCAAAGUUGCCAAAUCAUUUUUCUUUUUUUAUUUUAAUUAGUAUCUAUAUGAUUUAAUUUAUUUUGGUAUAUUUUCAAUUUUUUUAUAUACCUGUAUAAACUUUAGUCAUUAUAGGGAUACCAAUAGAGGCCAAACUUUACAUUGUCCUUUGUGCCAACCUGUCAUUUCUUGUGGGUUUACUAUGACACUGUUUCAGAGACAGAACAAUGUGCUGCUAUGAUUUAGAAUUUUUCCUCUUUUAGGUUUUGUUGUUGUUGUUUUUAAUUGUUGUUUUACUGAAAACAUGUCACUUUCUCAUAUGCGCCACAGUUAAAGUUGGGCAUUGCUUUGUUGGAGGAGAAGGAAAACCGUUGAACUAGUAUUCUUGGAAUACUAAGCAAUGAUGGAAAGCCUUUCUUCAAAUGCAGCUUCUCUGUGAGAAACAGAAAUAGGUUUGGCCUUUAUUUCACAGUCCUACUGAGAUUAUCAUGGCAAGGCUAAUGUCCUGGAGACAGCUUAGCACGGGGAGUCUAUGUUUGCUUUCUUUCUGAAACUAAGGGCAUAUCAUGUUAAACACUGAAACACUGUGUUACAUUGAGUAAAGAAUGCAUUGAAGUGAGGGGAAAUGUAAAUUUAUUUAUCUGACGAUUGCUAACAGAUUAAAAUUAGCUGUCACAAUAGACCGAGUUAACAAGGCUUUUGAUUUCAACAUCUGACUUUUAAGUGGAGGAAUUUGUACAUUAAUAUCUUUUUUCAAACAAUGCAUAGUGUUUUUAGUUAAUCUAAGACCUUAAAGGGGACAUCUCAUGCUUUUAAAUCCUUUCUUUUCACCCUUAAAUCAUUCAGUUGUGGUCUAUAUAAAGUGGAACUGCAAUGCUUUGGUCUAAUUUUGCUUAUUAUUGUAGCUUCAUAGGCUCCUCUUUUACCCAUUUUGAGAUGCGUCUGAGAGCGACUCGUUUUGGUGCAGUCCCUUUAAAUGCUAUUGAGGCACUUCACACCCCGCCCCCCUCCAGGUUAAAGAGCAGUCCAGUCAUUUUUGUAGUUUGAUAACAGAGAUACAAUUAUCUAGCACCGCAAAAACAAGACGAUAACAGCAAAAACAAUUCAAAACUGUUAAUGUAAUAAUACUAUAUAUUCAAAGCACGCUGUGCGGUUAUGUCCUCAAGGAGCUAAAAGCAGCACACAGCACUGACAUAAGCAGAAGGCACAACGCUUCUGGUUUCAGAACAACGGCCAGGACGUCACAUCAACACAAUAUAUUCAUGUCUAAAAUAAAGUUUGUUGUCAUUUUAGCGUUAUUUGCAGCUUACAGCUUUGCUGUGUUCUUCGUUUCCAGAGACAGAAGGGACCCCUUAAUGACCCCUUAAUCAGAUGAAGUCUUUCAGCAAAUCCAUCUUGAUAUUGGCAGAGGGUACAGAAGAACUUGUCCUUGAAGUUCUUCACGCCAACAAAGAGGAACAUUUCCAUGAAAAAUUAAAUGUAACCAGGCACUUUGAAGAGGUUCUGAUGCCGGCGGAUGGUGUAAUAAUUUGUGUGGGUUAAUACACCCAGAAACUGAACAUUUAGACUUACCUACUUGCAUUGUCGGUAUGCUUGAGCGUGGACUACAGAAUUGUGGCAAGAAAUAAAAAGGGUGGAAACACGAAAUAGAUGAGCCGAAAAUUGAUGACCUUGUUUAGCUGUUCCGCAGCAAAUACUGUGAUGUAAGAGUUUAAAAAACGUAAUAGAGAAUAGAGAAAAUUUAACGGAUUGAAAAAUAUGACCCAAACAGAAUAUAUAUAUAUGUUUACGCAGCACCUGCAGAGACUAAAUUCAACUUUUCUGCACUCCUACAGACUCUAUGUACACAACAAAAUGUUUUUAAGAGUUAAAAAAGUGGAUUUUGCAUGAUCUGUCCCCUUUCAGGGUUCCCUUGAACAAAUAUGAUUACUUUUGGAGAGAGACAAGCUAGCUGUUUCCCCACUGCUCUCAGACGUAAUGCAAAAUUCAUUUGGUUUCAGGAUGACUUGUUUUAGGGUUGCCAAACAUCAUUUAUUGAAACCUUUCAGAUUUCACACUAUUCAGAAGCGCUCUGUGUGAAAAUGGAUUCGGAACACAUUUCGAUAUAUUUAAAGUCUGUGCAAAUCUGUUUAUUGAUCAUGAUUGUAUCGGUAAACCGUGGCCCAAAUAAUACUUUCUAUCUGUUUUUAUAUUUUUGUCUGUUAUGUUUCUCACUAAACAAACACUGAACCUUCAAGUAUUGGUCAUAAGUCACUACUUGUCAUCUACGGCCGAUCAAAUUCGUCAUCCAUAAUCGCAAAAGAUUUGCAGUAGUGUAACAUUUUGACAAUAUUUUCUUAAGUUACGUUUUAUUUCAAUUGCACUUCUCUUUUUUUCCAGACUAACCAUUAGAGAAUAUGUCAUUGAUAAUUCUCCAUUUAAGGCAAACUAAAAAUAGUCUAUUUUGAUUCAUAUAAAGCAUAUAAAAUAUAAUAACCAAUAACAAAUCAUUUGGUGGAACACCAGGUCCUAUCAUGGCUCUGAGAUAUUUGUGUUGCCUUUGAUACGUUCUCAUUAUGAAUAGUGCAUGUAUAUUCAGAUCGGAGGUGUAGAAAUCAAUGUUCCGCCUCAGAAAGAUAGUACGUUACUUUUGCCAGGAUGUCACAGUUUUGUUUUAUUUUAUUCAUUAAUUUUUUCAGUCCCGCUUAUAGAAUAACUGAUCUACCUGGAGAUGAAAUUUUAAUGCAACAUGAGAUGUGAGAUAUUAGUCAGCCUAAUUAAACUAAAGGUAUUAAGAACCUUGAUGUAGGUGAAUCUGCAUCAGUGCAGACAGCAUAACUUAUCGUGAUAGUAAAUACCGUUAUACAUUGUGGAGACAUUUGAGUAGCAGUUGUGUGGAUUCUGCAUUUUGCAACGUUCAGGUCAUGCAGCAGAACUUUUCAAUAUGUCCAAAAGGUUCUUGGCAGCAAGGCUGUGUGGUGAUCAAAAUGUGUAUGGGUGUCAAACACAUGACUGUGAAGCAUUAUUUACCAUGGCAUCAUGUCUUCCUACGUCAGUGAAACGAAACACAGAUAUGCACUUGUGGGAAGGGGAUACUAGUUAUUUCACUGAAGCAUUAGGCCAGUAACAGCUGGAUUUUGGUAACAUUUCUACGAGUGGAAUUGAAGCAAAUAGGUAAAACAAAAUCAUGUUAAAAGUGUCACGGAGUCAAAAAUUUGGUAAUCACAAUCUAAUACAAAUCACCUAAAGAUAAAAAUUUAACUAAAUUCAUCUGAUCAAUUUCCUUAACGCUCCAUAGAUUGGCUUACUUAUCCUUUUUUUAAGAAGUAGCUCUAGUAGUUUGUGUUUUAAAUGCAAUACAUGAUUACCCAUCUUACCUUUCAAAGGUUGGCAACCCUAGCUUGUAAAAUCUAGUGCCAUCAGUCCCCUCAUAAAUCGGAUUUUUUCAUUAUCAAUGAUUAUAUUCAGCUGAUCUCACCAGUUCAUAUACCAUGAUCAUAUUUUGACAGCUCAAAAAGUCCGCCAGGGUAGGGGGAGGACACUACUUCAUUAUGUGUGAGGAUGUUAACAAAACAUCCUCACUGAGAAUGGAAAGAGUGAAAAAUAUUUUUCUCAUCAAACAUAGUGUAGUUUUGUUUAAACACAAAGUAUUGCAUACAGUGUGAAAAGGAGGGAGGUAUUCAGAUAUUUACAGCUAUACCACAGUCAGGUCUACUCAGAAUGGUGAGAAGUGGGAAUAUUUUAUCAAACAUGGUGUAUCAUUUAAAACAGUCGUCAUUGCUAUUUGCACUACAAAGAAAGAGUCCACUUCUGAUUUAAAAAAAAAAAAAAAAAAAAAGUCAGAAGAAGUUCAGGUAAACAGUGGAAAUAUGGAUGAAUUAUUUCUAAUUAUUUUCAGUUACGUAAACAGAUUUAAUAGAAGAGUGGUUUGUGUCCAGCUCUAGAAUUUUAUUCUGGGGAUAUACUAGUGUACAUUGUCAAGAUUUAAACUGAGUAUAAUCUUGAUAAUUAUAUUUACUCUCAGCUCACUCUGUCUCUAUAAGGGCACCUAAAAGCUUGCUUUCCUCUGAAUGACUUUUAACAAUUUUAGCCUCAGUUUUAUUGUUGAUCUUAAAAAGCAGUUAAGUAAAUGCAAAGCAGUCUGAUGGCUGCACCUUCAGUCAACAUACACCACUUUUACAUCAGUUACUGUGUUAUCCAGCACAUUGGCAACAUUCAGGUCAAAAUGCCUCCCUGUAACAUUGCUUUACAAUGAACAGUCCAAAUGAAACAAUGACAAAACACAUACCAUCUCCUGAGAAAAGAGGAAACUGGAUAUUCCAACAAUGGCUAUCAAAGUUCUAAAGAGGAUGUUGGCUUCCCCAUCACACUGUUGCAAAUAACAGCCUGUUGGUGUGAACUGCUGGAUGUAGCAACUGAAAUCUCGACACUGGAAUCGAUGUCGAGAUUUUGGACACUUGUCAGACAACAUAUGGUUUCACUAAUCAUCAGGAUCAUAGAUACACUGUGGACCAGAGUUGAUGAGGAACAUAUAAGAGCCCAUAUAUGUUUAAUAAUAACACAAUAUUGGGCGUACUGCUGUGAUAUGUAUAGUGUAAGACACAAUGCAGAGCCCAAGAUCUGAUUCACACCAUUAUCAUCUUUUUUUUAAUUUAUUUUUUUAUUUGGACUGCAUUUAAUCAUCUCUAGUUCAAAAUCUGAAUUUCUCCAACUGGUCAAAUCUGAACCGUAUUUUUCAGUUAAUUUAAAAAAUAAUUUUAAUCUAAUUUAUUAAUUCAAUUUGUUAAUUUAAAAGGGUAUCUUGGGGGGAGGGGGGUCUCAUCCAUUGUGCCAUUCAUACAAGAACCUCCUCAGGUAACAACAGAUGUUCUUUCAUUUACCACAGUUAAACCUAAAGGAUUUUUACUUAUCAUUCCAGUUUUUGUUCUAAACCGGAUCUAAAUGUUGAACAUAUAUUGAAAAUUACUCAGAGAGGAGUUUCAAAAUGAAACAAAAUCAUCAGUGCAUCUUUUUGUAAAAGUCAUUACACAACAAGCAUCUGAACUACUGUUCAGUGACGGUGCUCUGUUCUCACCACUGUCUCAACCCAACUAUAUCAACUGUGAUCAAACUUUUUUAUUAUUUUAAAAUUAAUUUUAAUAUGGUGGUAGCACUAACCUUCAAUGCCAUAUUUUUAAUCACCAUCACUACAUUGACUUGUCAUGCUAGCAGUACUAUAGUACAUAAGAUAAUGAUCGAAUAUGUGCCAUAAGAGUUGAGAGAUUAAUACAUUAUGACAAUUUUUGUCUUGAAUUCAGAACUACAUUUUACAUGGAACACACUGUGUUGCUCCAGAUUUAUCAUCUUGGAUUAUUUGAGGGCAAUGAAGCUAUACGGUGAAAGUUUUUGUUUUCUGAUAGCCUGAUAUAGGAUUCCUCUCAUUUCUGUACUGUAUGUGACUGCUGUUUCAUCCCCAGGAAACAUUAUCUAGCCUCUCAUGCAGGUCAACUGAUGUUGUCACACAUAUUAUAUGACAGUAAAAAUGAUCUAGAUUUCAGUAUGAUGGGGAUAAAUACAUUUCAGUGUCCUGUAUCCUAUGAAUGAUGCAAAAUAAACUUUGACAUUGCACCUUUG